UGUAGGCGGCGCCAGUGGAUAAGUGUGAGAGACCCCGGAAAACGGAAGAAGUGAACUUGACACUGACUGGUUCGUUCUUUACUGGCAAAACAAUAACCAUUACUAMAUUUGUGCUCGGAGCAAUGUACAGGUUAUCAACAGAUGGUAGAAGGUGGGUGUUGUCCAGUCGGUGACUCUGACCAUCCAUCUCCAUUAUGGCGCUGUGCAGCAGUGUGCUGGCUGUGGCAUUCCUCCUGUCUCAGGCUGGGGGGUUCCUGCACUCUUUGGAAGAGGAUGCCCUUCCUAAGGAGUGGGUGCUGCUCCACGUGGUGCAGGGCCACAUCGGGGCGGGCAACUACAGCUACCUGCGGCUCAACCACGAUGGCAAGAUCAUCCUGCACAUGCGCAGCCUCAAGGGUGAUGCAGACCUGUACGUCUCGGAUAAAACUCUGCGGCCCAGCUUCGACACCUACAAGCUGCAGUCGGUCACCUGCGGCCAGGACGUGGUCGUAGUGCCUGGAGACUUUGUGAGGCCYGUGGGGAUUGGCAUUUAUGGCCACCCGUCGCACCAGGAGAGCGAGUUUGAGAUGAAGGUGUUUUACGAUCAGACUUCUCUCCAGGACCCGUUCGAUAAAAGGUCGUACCCCUCGGAGGAGGACCGGGGGAAGCAGAGAUACUCACCAGCUCCAGAGGAUGACUUCCAGGAAGAGGAGUCCAUCUUCUGGACUAUUUUAAUUGGGAUUCUGAAGAUUAUACUUGAAAUUUUGUUCUAAUAAAUGUGUGCUGCUGCUCUCUGCCAUGUGCAUUUAGAAUGAGUACACUUGUGGUGUAGUGGAGCUGAGCGCAUGAUGUUAACCUAUCUGAGCCCGAUUUCCCAAAAACAUUUUAAGGCUAAGUUCAUCUUAGACCCAUAGGAUGCUUUUGGGAAACCUGGCAUUGGUGAUCUGAACAUUGGACUGAAAUUAACCUGAGGGGAAGAAGCGGAAAAUCAAAGGGAAUAUAUAUAUUUUUUUUUCGUAAUUCAAUUGAGUGAUUAUCUUUUGAUUAAUGACAAAGGCAAUGCCUCUAUGUUGCUUGUCAAUCAACCUCUUGGCUGAGGCUUACCUCUGUGAAAAAAUGAUUGAAUCAAACCACUAGUAUUUGCAUAUCUAUAUCAAUUAUGCCAUCUGAUUAAAUGACUGGGUUAUGGUGAAUGACCACUGCUCUCCAAGCAAAUACCAUGGCCUAACAAACAAUGGAAGUUUAUCUGAUUGGUAGUGCCUCGCUGGACGGACUGAUAGCACUUCUUCAUGGAAGUGUGCAAUGAGCCUGUUCACUUGGAGUCAUGUAGAGUUUAGCCAACCUGGGCCCGGUUUCCUGAUAGCAAAGAGACUUAGGCUUACAAGUGUUU
Molecule: messenger RNA, 1369 nt
Organism: Salvelinus sp. IW2-2015
Lineage: Eukaryota; Metazoa; Chordata; Actinopteri; Salmoniformes; Salmonidae
Product: UPF0669 protein C6orf120 homolog
Source: RefSeq, a predicted model, not a curated record